CGGAGACAUUACUGAACCAUCCAUCCUCUGCUCACAGCUCAGAGCUAUCUGCAUCAUCUGCUACAGAAGUAGCAAUCAAAAUGGAUAGCCCAAUCUGCCUCAUUGAGAACAAGGUGGAAGAUGGAAGAGCACAGCUUGUGGUGAACCCUGAGGCCAUCAACAUCCUCUCCAAGAUCCACCAACCAGUGGUGGUGGUGUCCAUUGUUGGAUUGUAUCGGACAGGGAAAGUCCUACUUGAUGAACAGGUUGGCUGGAGCGCAGAAAGGCUUCAGUCUGGGUUCUACCAUUCAGUCUGAGACCAAAGGUAUCUGGAUGUGGUGUGUCCCUCACCCCAUUUUUAAGGAUUUUGUUCUGGUUCUCUUGGAUACAGAAGGUCUAGGGGAUGUAGAGAAGGGGGAUAGAAAAUAUGACAGCAAGAUCUUUACCCACACAGUCCUGCUAAGCAGCGCCUUGGUGUAUAACAGCAUGGGCACCAUCAACCAGGAUGCCCUGGACAAAUUAAAGUAUCCUUUUAUAACAGGGGAACUCACUGAAUUAAUCAAGGUGAGAACUGGUGACAUUCAGGACCAAGAAGGAAACUUUUCCACAUACUUCCCCAUCUUUAUCUGGGCAGUCAGAGAUUUCAGUCUGGAACUGAAGAUUGAUGGGAAAAUGGUCUCAGCAGAUGGUUACCUGGAGAAUGCAUUAAGGCUUAAAACACAGAAGUCAUCAGAAGAUAAGGAAUAUAAUGAGCUUAGGAAUCGCCUCCGAAUGUAUUUUGGGAAACGGAAAUGCUUUGUGUUUGAUGCUCCAACCGAUUCCAGAAAACAACUCAAGGAACUAGAACAGCUAACUGAUGAUAGACUCAAUGAGGAUUUUGUGUCUCAGAGCACCCUUUUCUGUGACUACAUUUUCAAGAAUGCCAAGGCUAAGACAGUAGACAUCACAGUCAAUGUCACUGGACACCGAUUGGGGGAGCUGGCUAAGCUUUACACUGAAGCAUUAAACUCCUCAAAUGUUGUCUGCUUGGAGGAGGUGGUGGUUUCCCUGGCUGAAAAGGAGAACAGAAUUGUCAUUCAAGAAGCAACAAAGUACUAUGAGGACAGGAUGAAGACCAUGGUGUUGCCCACGGAUACACUCAAUCAAUUCCUGGAUGUGAGCAGUCAGUAUGAAGAUGAAGCUCGAAAGAUAUUCCUGAAAAGAUCGAUCAAGGACAAAGAUCAGAAAUUCCUUCUAGAAUUUAUGGUGAGUUUUGGUGUUGUGUAUAAGUCUGCCAGGUCUUUUCUAUAA
This is a messenger RNA of Staurois parvus, 1269 nucleotides long. The record is from the annotation of a GenBank genome assembly. NCBI's taxonomy places the organism in Eukaryota, Metazoa, Chordata, Amphibia, Anura, Ranidae.